Megalobrama amblycephala (Wuchang bream) is the source of this 1144-nucleotide messenger RNA. Its product is annotated as SLAM family member 5-like. Lineage: Eukaryota; Metazoa; Chordata; Actinopteri; Cypriniformes; Xenocyprididae. The transcript is spliced from 4 exons. Bases 69 to 731 code for a protein of 220 amino acids. The record is from RefSeq and is a predicted model, not a curated record.
UGUUUCAGAUCAAUCUGAGGGUUUUCAGACAUUUUAAGAGUCACUAUCGUGGGCUUUUCAGUGAACCGAUGAAGAAAAUGUUCCUCAAGUUAGUUUUGCUCUGUUUGUGGCGUCUGGAUGGAGUGUUUGGUGAAGAGAGGAGAGUGUUUGAGGGAGAUUCAGUCACUCUUGACUCUCAUACUGAAAUGAAGCAUGAUGAUGUGAUUCGGUGGAGGUUUAGAAAAACUUCAAUAGCUUACAUCGAUAAACGGGCCAACAGAUUCACUGUACGUGAUGAUUUUCUUGAUGGGAUAUUCAGAGACAGACUGAAGCUGGACAAUCAAACUGGAUUUCUGACCAUCACAAACAUCAUAACUGAACACGCUGGAGUUUAUGAACUAUGGAAUGCAAACACUUACAGCAGGCGUUCUUAUAUUCGUCUCAUUGUCUACGCUCGUCUGCCUGUUCCUGUCAUCAGCAGUAACUCUUCUCAAUGUUCUUCAUCAUCAUCAUCAUGUUCAUUGGUGUGUUCAGUGGUGAAUGUGAGUCAUGUGACUCUCUCCUGGUACAAAGGAAACAGUUUAUUGUCCAGCAUCAGUGCGUCUGAUCUCAGCAUCAGUCUCUCUCUACCUCUGGAGGUGGAAUAUCAGGAUAAAAACACCUACAGCUGUGUGCUGAACAAUCCCAUCAGCCACCAGACUCAACAUCUGCACAUCACUCACCUCUGUCACACAUGUUCAGGAAGUGCUUAAAUCUGAAGCAGAACGCUGAACUUUAAAGAUUCUUCAAGUGUGUUUUUGUCAUAAUAAAUACUGAUGAUUAUUUGAGCUUCUCUUUCAGUGUCAGAUUUGUAAAACUCUUAUUUGUAAGGCUUUAUUGUUCAUAUUUCUCUCAGAGACACACAGAUCUCACUUUACUACUACUGCUGUAUAUUUGUCAUGUGUAUUUUACACUGUUAUUGAGGAUCAAAUUAAAAUAGCAUCUUUUUAAUGUGUCUGACGGAGUUGACACAAAUUAAGUUCUGAAGUGAAUAAAUGUACAUUUUUAGAAGAAAACAUUUUCAGAAAAACCUGUUCCCUUACAUGUUCAUUAGCUGAGACCUUUGUCUACAAAUAUAUCAGUUUAUAAUAAUGUGUUAUUCAAUAAUAAAAACUAACAUCUCAAA